Gracilinanus agilis (Agile Gracile Mouse Opossum) is the source of this 804-nucleotide messenger RNA. RefSeq names its product arylacetamide deacetylase-like. The record is from RefSeq and is a predicted model, not a curated record. Gene Ontology annotation, molecular function: hydrolase activity. NCBI's taxonomy places the organism in Eukaryota, Metazoa, Chordata, Mammalia, Didelphimorphia, Didelphidae. The transcript is spliced from 3 exons. Bases 1 to 804 code for a protein of 267 amino acids.
AUGAAUUUCCCCAUGGGACACUGCUACAGACUUGUACCUAAAUAUCGCCAUCCAGCUCAAUUGGAAGAUGUCCUCAGUGUUACCAAGUUCUUUCUACAGGAUGAAAUUCUGGCAAAAUAUGGUAUCGAUCCCACCAGAGUAUGCAUUUCAGGAGACAGCGUUGGUGCAACUGUAGCAGCAGCAGUAACUCAAAUUGUGAUGGGUGAUUCUGAAGUCAAAAAUAAACCCAAGAUGCAAGCUUUAAUUUACCCAUUUUUACAAUUGCUUCAUACAGACUUGCCAUCCUAUAGGGAAAAUGAAGAUGGUCUUUUUUUAACAAAACCACUGUUAAUGAAAUUUUUGACUGAAGCCUUUACCACUGAUGAAUCUAUCGAGCAGGCCUUUGCAGCCAGCCAACACAUACCUGCCAAAUUUAACCAUCUCUUCAAGUUUGUCAACUGGAGUGUUCUACUUCCUGAGAAGUUUAAAAAAAAUCAUCUUUAUACCAACCCAACUUACGGAAGUUCCAAAAUCGUAGAAAGGUUUCCAGCAAUUCUGGAUCACAGAGUCUCACCUUUAUUGGCAAAUGAUUCAUUAUUGGGCCAACUACCAUUAACUUACAUCCUCACCUGUGAGCAUGAUAUCUUAAGAGAUGAUGGUCUCAUCUAUGUUUCUCGCCUGCGCAACAAUGGAGUCCAAGUUGUCCAUGACCACAUUGAGGAUGGAUUCCAUACAAGUCUCAUUUUCAUUGUGGUUCCUUUUGAUUUACGUGUUAGCUAUAAGGUAGUAAAUCUAUACCUUAAGGGGAUAAAUGAGAAUCUAUAA